Wyeomyia smithii (pitcher-plant mosquito) is the source of this 2913-nucleotide messenger RNA. RefSeq lists its product as uncharacterized. Gene Ontology annotation, molecular function: nucleic acid binding; zinc ion binding. Bases 1 to 2913 code for a protein of 970 amino acids. Lineage: Eukaryota; Metazoa; Arthropoda; Insecta; Diptera; Culicidae. The transcript is spliced from 3 exons. The record is from RefSeq and is a predicted model, not a curated record.
AUGCCUGCUGCUAAACACAAAUCACCGCAGCUGAAGUCACUACAAACGAAGCUACGCGGACUGCAGACGUCGUUCGGCAAUAUGUGUCGAUUUCUGGAACAGCACCGGGAUGAUACGAAAAUGGCGGAGGUCGACGUACGACUGGAGCAGCUAGAUCGAAUGUGGGACAGAAUGAACGAGGCUAUUAACGACGCUGAUUAUAAGGAUAUGCUAUUGGUUCAUCUUCUAUGUUCGCGCUUGGAUCAUGGCACGCGUAGAGCAUGGGAAGAAUUUUAUUUGUCUAAGGAAUCGGAUACGGUUAAGGAGCUGCUUGAGUUCUUGCAACGUAGAGUCAGAAUUCUGGAAUCAUUGCCUAUCAAGUCCAAUGAACAUAAGGUAGAAUAUACACAGCCUAAACAUCCAAAGGGACCAACCUCGGUUAAGGCAUACAGUGCAUCGAUUCAACAGUCAUCGGGUAGCAGUAAAUGUGUUUGCUGCUCGGAUAAUCACCCUCUCUAUCAAUGCCCAUCGUUUCAAAAAAUGAACGUUUCCGACCGAGAUGCACUACUUAGAAAUCGUUCCCUGUGUCGAAAUUGCUAUCGCCGUGGUCAUCAUGCGAGAGAAUGCAGUUCCAAAUUCACUUGUAAGCAAUGCAAAGGGAAACAUUACACGCUAGUGUGCUUCAAGGGUAAACCAACCGAUGAGAAACCGAACCUAGCUGAAUCCAAAGUGGUCAACUUGGCGACCACUAGCAGGGUGGCCUGCAACGCAGCGGCUGGUUCAUCGACGGGUGUAUUUUUGCUCACUGCGAUUGUCACUCUGGAAGAUGAUCGAGGUGAACAGGUUCAUGCCAGAGCAUUGUUGGACAGUGCUGCGGAAUGCAAUUUGAUCAGCAAUAGAGUGCGGAAACUACUUACGGUUAAGGAACACCGAUGCAUGGUUGAAGUCGUUGGCAUCCAAGGUUUGGCUACCAGGGUCCAGGGCAAAAUUACUGUGAAAGUACAUUCGAGAUUAACGGAUUUCUCUCAGCCGAUGGAUAUGUACAUUCUCCCGAAAAUCGCUGCUCAAAUGACUUCAUCAUCGGUCGAUAUAAACAAAUGGAAACUAGCCAACGGGAUCGAACUGGCAGAUCCAACAUUUUUCAAAGGUGGUUCAGUUGACUUGGUAUUGGGAGCUGAAGCCUUUUUCGACUUUUUUAUAACUGGUCGUAAAAUCCGAUUAGGGGAUACCUUCCCUUCACUGGUGGAUUCGGUGUUUGGCUGGGUUGUUACGGGCAAAUAUUUGGUGGAUAGUCCUAUCAAGUCUGUAAUUAGCGACAUCGCAAUCAGUAAUAAGCUAGAUUCUUUACUGGAAAAGUUUUGGGAAACUGAAGACAUCGGUCAAGAUUACAAUCACUCUCCCGAGGAGGCUAGGUGCAUGGAAUAUUUUACACAAACUACACAACGGCAAGGUUCUGGUCGAUACACGGUGUCCUAUUCGAGGAAUAGUGAGGUGCUAUCCCAGCUUGAUGAUUCGAAAACUAUAGCAGAACGGAUAUUCAUGCAGUUGGAGAGACGUUUAGAACGAGAUCAAAAUCUGCGAGAGCAAUAUGCAGCCUUCAUGAGCGAAUAUGAAUCCAUGGGCCACAUGCAUUUGAUACCCGAUGAACACAAUGCGAACGUUAAGCGAUGCUUCCUCCCACAUCACCCAGUGGUGAAGGAAGACAGCACAACUACUAAGGUGCGGGUGGUGUUUGACGCCUCCGCAAAAACAUCUACCAAUAUUUCUUUGAACGACAGUUUGCUGGUAGGCCCUGUUAUUCAGGAAGAUUUGCGCUCAAUUAUACUUCGGAGUCGUACACGUCAGAUUAUGGUGGUCGCCGACAUCGAAAAGAUGUUUCGGCAAAUCGAAAUUCGCCCCGAGGAUCGGCGGCUUCAGUCCAUUUUGUGGCGUCCCUCACCAAACGUUCCGAUUUCCAUAUACGAACUAGCAACUGUUACGUAUGGCACAAAGCCGGCACCAUUUUUGGCAACCAGGGUACUUGUGCAGUUGGCUUCAGAUGAGCAGCACCGAUUCCCACUGGCCUCGAAAUCAGUUAAGGAGGAUUGUUAUAUGGAUGAUGUGAUAACAGAAGCGAACGAUCCAGAUACAGCUAAAGAACUACGAGUUCAGUUGCAGGAGAUGUUACGCCGAGAUGGAUUUCGGUUGCGGAAAUUUGCUUCUAGUUGUGAGACCGUGCUCGAAGGUUUACCGGCAGAGGACCUCUCUAUACAGGUCGACGAUGAAAUUAAUCUAGAUCCCAUGGUUAAAACGUUGGGUUUAAUUUGGAUGCCGAAGACAGAUGUUUUUCGGUUUCGCUUCCACAUACCGCCUCUGACACCGGACCUACACUUUACGAAAAGGAAAAUUCUCUCAAUAAUAGCCACUUUAUUCGACCCGUUAGGACUUAUCGGAGCGGUGAUUACUCGAGCCAAAUUUUUUAUGCAACUACUUUGGCGUUUGGAAGAUCAAGAGGGGAAUAAAUUGUCUUGGGACUCUCCCUUGCCAACAAGGAUUGAGGCAGCUGAAUUGUUUUCAAAGGUGAAAGAUUCAGUCAGGUGUUUAGUAGAAGUUUUCUUCUGGACUGACUCAACAACAGUGCUACGUUGGUUGCUUGCGACACCUUCAACUUGGACAACGUUUGUGGCGAAUUGCGUGUCCAAGAUUCAAUUGCUGACUGAAAACUGCCAUUGGAAUCAUGUGCCCGGGGAACAUAAUUCGGCUGAUCUUGUGUCUAGGGGAGUUAGGCCAGAAGAUAUUAUCAACAACAACUUAUGGUGGAUGGGACCCGAAUGGCUAUCCAAAGGUACGCAACAUUGGCCGGAACCACAGACGCUGUCACCUGAGAACCUGGGCGAGGAGAAGAUACAUGUGGUGUUGGCGGUGGCUCCACAAAAUCCUAGCUUUUUUGAAUGA